AGAGUGAUCAGUUUGCAGGGUCAGAGCACACAGCACGCGGCCACACACACCCCGUAGUCCGGCGGCGGAGCGAGCGGAGGUCCCGGAGCCGGAGCUCUCACAGGCUGGGCAGAGGAGCGCAGAGGAGGCGCGCUCUCUUCCCUCACUCCGCGUUCCCGUCUGCUCCUGCUGGAGAUAAAUUAACGGAAAGCAGCUGUCGGUGGUUUCAGAGGCGAGGCGGCCGUCUGGCAGCGGAGGGUUCUGCGUCUCUUCCUUCCUGCUCGCAGCUAUUUUCCCGGGACUGUGCUGCCGCACCCUCCGUCCCGGGCACCGAGGAGCUUCACCGCCGCACGCCGGCCACAGUGCACCGCAGGGCGGAAAGACAUGCUGCCGAGGUCCGCCUCCUGCCGCGACUCUGCGGAGGUCUGAGAUGCAGUUUGGGGACGUUUUGGAGCUCCGCGCUGGCCACUUCUAACGGGACUUUUCUCUUGUUGCUGGAGAUGUUCUUCGUGUCUGGACUCAAAGUUGUGCGUUCCCCGGCGGAGGGCCUCUAACAGGUCCGGACAGUCCAUGUAACCCGAGGCGGGGUCAAAGUUCAGCCCUGGUUGGAAAUGUGAAAGCGAAGGGGUCAAAGGAGGGCGCGAUCUCCCCUCUCACUCUGUCUCCUUCUUUUUUCUCUUCUUUCCUUUUUCUCACACACGCACGCGCACACACACUCGAGCUGGAGUUACAGUAACACCCCCCACGCGCACCCCCUCACAUAAACACACACACCUUCCACAUCUAAGAUUAGACCGGACAGAUAUGUAUUCUCCGCUAUGUCUAACACAGGAUGAAUUCCAUCCUUUCAUUGAAGCCCUGCUGCCCCACGUCCGGGCCUUCGCCUACACAUGGUUCAACCUGCAGGCCCGCAAGAGGAAGUACUUCAAGAAGCACGAGAAGCGCAUGUCCAAGGAGGAGGAGCGCGCCGUGAAGGACGAGCUGCUCAGCGAGAAGCCCGAGGUCAAACAGAAGUGGGCGUCACGCCUCCUGGCCAAACUGCGCAAGGACAUCCGACCCGAGUUCAGGGAGGAUUUCGUGCUGACGGUGACGGGGAAGAAGGCGCCGUGCUGCGUGCUGUCCAACCCUGACCAGAAGGGCAAGAUGAGGAGGAUCGACUGCCUGCGCCAGGCGGACAAAGUGUGGAGGCUGGACCUGGUCAUGGUGAUUUUAUUCAAAGGGAUUCCCCUCGAAAGUACUGACGGGGAGAGGCUGGUAAAGUCUCCUCAGUGUUCGAACCCCAGCCUGUGCGUGCAGCCGCAUCACAUUGGAGUUUCAGUCAAGGAGCUGGAUCUCUACCUGGCCUACUUCGUGCACACAGAAACUGGCCAAUCAGAAAGCCCGAAUCAAGCCAGUGAAUCAGACAUCAAGGAGCAGCCAGAGAAUGGUCACCUGGGGUUUCAGGACAGCUUCGUGACGCCUGGAGUCUUCACGGUGGCCGAACUCGUUCGAGUCUCUCAGACGCCCAUCGCAGCCGGCACCGGGCCAAAUUUCUCACUGGCGGACCUCGACAGCUCCUCCUACUACAGCAUGAGUCCAGGAGCCAUGAGGAGACCACUGCCCAGCACCUCCUCCUCCAGCUCUGCCAAGAGGAUAAAGUGCAUGGAGGAGGACGUGGACAGUCCAGGAGAGGAGUCUUACUACCCGAGUCAGGGUCGAUCUCCAGGCAGCGGCAGCCAGGCCAGCAGCUGGCACGAUGUGGAGCCAGCGAGCCCCCACGCUCCCCCCUCCAGCCUCCACUUCUCCUCCUCCCCCAUCCUGCAGCAGCCUGGCUCCUACUUCUCCCACCCAGCCAUCAGGUAUCACCCGCAGGAGACACUCAAGGAGUUCGUCCAGUUGGUCUGUCCUGACUCCGCCCAGCAGGCCGGACAGGUGGGCUUCCUCAACCCUAAUGGUAGCUCCCAGGGAAAGGUCCACAACCCUUUCCUGCCGACACCCAUGCUGCCUCCCCCGCCACCUCCCCCGAUGGCCCGUCCCGUCCCACUGCCUGUCGACGCCAAGCCGCCCUCCACCUCCUCCACCGAGGGCGGAGGAAACUCACCCACGUCACCCACCUACUCCACCCCCACCACGUCUCCAGCUCAGCGGUUUGUCAGCGUCGGACCUCGAGACCCCGGCUUUAACAUCCCUCAGCAACCACAGUGGUACCUGGGAUAAGGACUCCAGAGGCCCCUCCACCCUCCACCCAUCUGUACGACAGAUCGCUGCAGACUCCUCCUCAACUUUUGUCCUUUGAUGCCAGCUGUGACAGAAAGCCCCGUCUAACCCUGUCCCUACUCCUUCCCCAUUUACGCCUGACUCCGCCCCCACCAGCGCCAUACACAGGCUCAGCAGCAUCAGCAUGGCUACAGCGGAUCAAACACACCCUGACCCUGGUGUUUAACACCAACCUCUUAACUGUAUGUCAUAGACAUCCCUGUAGACAUAUGGCUCAUACAUCAGUGUCCAUAUAUAGUGCCAGAGCCCCCCCCCCCAAAAAAAAUCCAGACCAGGUUGAUAAAUUAGCGGGGGGAACUGAGCCUUCAAUCUUUGGGAAAGACUGAAUCACAGAGCUUCCCCUGUGGAUUAAUGACAUGUAUACUCUCCCAUCAUCCUUUGCAUCCAGUGGACUUCCAGUCGUACAAAAUCCUUCCCACACCCACCACCCGUCCCCCCCAUCCGGAUCCCGAUGGUUUGGGGAUUUGUGUAGUUGGGAUGUGGCACAGUUGGAGGGAGGGGGCACCACCACCGCCACCACCUGAGCCUUCAAGCACUUCCUGGGAUGGACUCCACACCCACUUGAUCCCGCCCCUCGGUUGCUGGCAGGUCACAGAGUGGGGAGUUGGAAUGCUCUUUGAAUGGACAUGGACCUGAGUGGAUUUGGAGGUGGUGCGGGCGCAAACAGAUGCCCCACCUGUUUCACAGUAAUAACUUGAACUCCAUGUGGAGGGGUGGGGGCUGUUACUGAGCG
Archocentrus centrarchus (flier cichlid) is the source of this 2968-nucleotide messenger RNA. RefSeq names its product nuclear factor I/A (gene nfia). Gene Ontology annotation, biological process: regulation of transcription by RNA polymerase II. The transcript is spliced from 10 exons. The record is from RefSeq and is a predicted model, not a curated record. Gene Ontology annotation, cellular component: nucleus. Bases 784 to 2175 code for a protein of 463 amino acids. Gene Ontology annotation, molecular function: DNA-binding transcription factor activity, RNA polymerase II-specific; RNA polymerase II cis-regulatory region sequence-specific DNA binding. Lineage: Eukaryota; Metazoa; Chordata; Actinopteri; Cichliformes; Cichlidae.